AUGACAAUGACACACAACGAGAGCUUAAUAGUAAAGUUAAUUAUAAAGAUUACAACCAUAUUAAAUGAAUCUAUUUACUUUGAACCUCAUUUAAUACACAAGAAUAAUGAUGACACUGAUAGCAAUAUUACAAGUGUCAAGUAUAUUUUUCCUAUCAUGAUUUCUGAUCAACUUAAAAUAAAUGGAGGCUGUUUACCAUUAGAAGUUUAUAAAAUAUAUGAAAAAACAUGCCACGUAAGUACUAAUACUACUGUUGAUAAAAUGGUGUAUGUAAAUAGAGAAAUAAGUAUCUUUGAGUUUAAAAGAUUGGUUUAUGUGUUAUCAUUUUGUUACCAAAUAGUUUACGACUGUAUGUUGUACUAUGAUAUUCCUACGAAAAAACACCAAAUAUUUCAAAAAAAAUUUUAUCAUCAAUAUUUAUCAUUGAGUGAAAAUAGGUUUUCCAUCAUCUUUAAAAAUUUUGUUGGCAUAACCUUUAAAGAAUAUAAUUUCUACGUUUUUAAAUUCAUAAAGAAAAAUUAUGAGAUUCUAAAACCUUUUAUUUCUGCCAUGCAAAAUAAUGAUUAUGAUGCCUCUAUUGAUCUAAAUAGCAAUUUUGUCAUGAUCGAGUAUAUAAAAUGGAAAGGUUUAGCUCGUGAGUUAUUAGUAGAAUGGUCUAAUAGUAACAAAAUUAGCUCUAGUUCUAACAUUUCUACUACCUACAAUACAACAAAUAAAAUUAUUAUGUUACCCUUUACUUAUACUCUAACCAAUUCUACAAAUUUAUAUCACAAUAAUUGUAAACAAAAUACACCAAUUAGAAAAAAGAUAUUGAUUAAUAGAAUACCUGAUUUAAAACAAAUUAGUGAUAAUACAACAUAUAUCAAUAAAUUGUUGGUUCACUUUGAAAAAUGCAAUAUUAACGAGGAUAUGGGUUUGGCAUAUAAUUUUUUUAAAGCAGAAAUAGGUCAAUUUGAUGUCACUACAAAUCUAACGGCGUCGUGUUAUACAAAUACCACUUAUAAUGAUUAUUUUGGCAUUAAUAAUGCCCUGAUUUCAAAAGAUAAGGAGGAAAAAGAUCAUAAUACUGUUAACUACGCUGAUGGUGAACAUAUUUUAACCAAUUUUCAAUUGGGUUAUAGAGACUUUUGUAAUUUCAACGGGGCUCCCCGCCUGCUGAAACACACGUAUUUGGCUAAUGACCAUUUUAUGCAUAAUUAUUGCCGUGAAAAUAUGAAUGACACCUGUGCUCUAUCUAAUAUUCCUGGUAUCGUUAUUAUUGAUAGACUUAAUAUUGAUUCUAAUACUGACACAAACACAAUCGGGGGAAAAACUACGUUAAUUAAUAAAGUCAAAAAAAAAGGAAAUGCCGGCAUUCCACGUAUAACAUCCUCUUCGAUACGUAAAUUACCUGAUCUUAUAUACAAAAACACUAUUGAAGGUACUUUAAAAUUAGACGAUGAUAAAAAAAGAGAGGGGGGGGGGGAAAUGCACACAAUAGUCAAGAUUUUGAUGAACACUACAGUUUAA
Saccharomycodes ludwigii is the source of this 1509-nucleotide messenger RNA. RefSeq lists its product as uncharacterized. The record is from RefSeq and is a predicted model, not a curated record. The transcript has a single exon. The coding region runs from base 1 to 1509 and encodes 502 amino acids. NCBI's taxonomy places the organism in Eukaryota, Fungi, Ascomycota, Saccharomycetes, Saccharomycodales, Saccharomycodaceae.